AUGGCACCGAAUUGGUUGAUGAAAAAAGCCCACCGGGUGACUCCGGUGGUGGUGAAAAUGGAAAACCCAAACAACUGGUCAAUGGUGGAGCUCAAAGUUCCAUCGGAGGAAGAUUUCCUAAACGACGCCGUUUCGUCCAACAAAAGACGUGCCCACAACAAAAACGCCAGGCAGCUGACAUGGGUGCUACUCCUCAAAGCCCAUCGUGCCGCCGGUUGCAUCACCUCUAUCGCCUCCACCACAUCUCCCUUACUUAUGCGUUCGCCGGCGUGUAACAUCCGGCCGGACAGAUACAGAAACCGACACCGGAAUCCCCGUUAG
Lactuca saligna is the source of this 321-nucleotide messenger RNA. NCBI's taxonomy places the organism in Eukaryota, Viridiplantae, Streptophyta, Magnoliopsida, Asterales, Asteraceae. The record is from the annotation of a GenBank genome assembly.